AUGGUUAAAGAAUAUGGGAUAUACCCAAGUGUAGAGCAUUAUGCUUGUAUGGUUGAUCUUCUUGGCCGAGCCAAUCGACUAGAUGAAGCAGCUAAGAUUAUAGAAGGUAUGCGGAUUGAACCAGGACCUAAAGUUUGGGGUUCUCUUCUUGGAUCAUGUAGGAUUCAUUGCAAUGUCGAGCUUGCGGACAGGGCAAGCAGGAGGCUUUUUGAGCUUGAACCUGUAAAUGCUGGGAACUACGUACUUUUGGCCGACAUCUAUGCAGAAGCUAAGAUGUGGGAUGAUGUAAAAAGAGUGAAGAAACUUUUAGAGGCCCGGGGACUGCAGAAGGUACCCGGUUGCAGUUGGAUUGAAGUUAAAAGGAAAAUUUACUCACUCACAUCAGUUGACGAGUUAAACCCGCAGAUUGAACAAAUCCAUGCAUUAUUGCUGAAACUUUCAAUGGAGAUGAAAGAGAAAGGUUAUGUUCCUGAAACAAAAGUUGUGCUCUAUGAUCUUGAUACAGAGGAGAAAGAACGAAUUUUAUUGGGCCACAGUGAAAAACUUGCAGUUGCCUUCGGAUUGAUUAAUAGCAAUAAAAGGGAUGCUAUCAGGAUCACCAAGAACUUAAGAUUAUGCGAAGAUUGUCACACUUUUACAAAGUUCAUUUCAAAGUUUGCAGGUCGAGAAAUUUUAGUUCGGGAUGUGAAUCGCUUCCACCAUUUCAAAAAUGGGGUUUGUUCUUGUGAGGAUUACUGGUAACCUCGUAGCAAUAUUCUCAUCCUCAUUUUUUUGCCAUAAUUUUGUCCUGUGUACAGUCAACGUAGCUCUAUGAGUAAUCAUCUUACCAUCA
This is a messenger RNA of Ilex paraguariensis (yerba mate), 832 nucleotides long. Lineage: Eukaryota; Viridiplantae; Streptophyta; Magnoliopsida; Aquifoliales; Aquifoliaceae. The record is from the annotation of a GenBank genome assembly.